AUGUGUGGCAUCCAUGCUGCUAUUUCCUCAGCUGCACAAUGCCCCAUCUCUUCGGCCCUGGAACGCCGUUUGCGGAACCGUGGCCCUGAUCAUCUAGGGACGGUCACAACAAGAGUUGGCGAUAAGGAUGCUAUAUCACUGUCAUUCACGUCGACAGUACUUUCUUUGCGGGGUGACUAUAUUGCAAAGCAACCGCUAGUGGACGAUACUACCGGCUCUGUGCUUUGCUGGAACGGAGAAGCCUGGAAGAUCGACGGUCAAAAGGUCCAAGGCAACGACGGUGAAGCUAUCCUGUCUUUGUUGAGCUUGGCCAGUCGCCAAUCUGUGGAGGACGAUGGAAGGGGCGUGCUCGACACCCUGAGAGCGAUAGAAGGCCCAUUUGCUUUUAUUUUCUUUGAUAAACCGGCGAGGCGUCUGUACUAUGGACGAGACCGUCUAGGACGGCGAUCCUUGCUGGUCAAGCCUGGUGAACCAUUUCUCUUGGCAAGCAUAUCUGAUGCCUCCACCACUGGCUGGAGCGAAGUCGAAGCAGAUGGAAUAUACACAUUACAUGUCGGUGGCAAUGGAAUCGCGCCAGAACAUCUUGUUCCUGCUCGUCUUGAUUGGGUUGAGGACGACUCACUAAUAUCGGGAAUUGGCGCCUUCAAUACUUCAAUUCCAGUAGAAUCUGAUCGCCUCACCAGGCAGGCUGAUGUCAUUGCGCAUUUGCGUAAUCACCUAACUGAGUCUCUGCAAUUGCGAGUGUUGCAGGUGCCCAUACCUCCAAAAGCGUCACCAACGGAUGCCAGAAUUGCAGUAUUGUUCUCCGGAGGCUUGGACUGCACUGUCUUGGCCCGACUUGCAAGUGAUCUUUUGCCACCAGACCAGCCUAUCGACUUGCUUAAUGUGGCCUUUGAGAACCCCAGAAUCGCCGCCCAGAACAAGGGCACUUCUCAAAAUGAGUUGUAUGAGCUGUGCCCAGAUCGCAUAACCGGGAGGAAAUCAUUUGCCGAACUACUCGAGGCUUGUCCCAUGAGAAAAUGGCGCCUCGUGAAUGUACAGUUCUCGCUGACCACAGAACACCGAUCAGAAGUCAUUGAACUAAUAUACCCUCAUAACACGGAAAUGGACCUAUCCAUAGCCUACGCUCUUUAUUUUGCCGCAAGAGGCAGUGGUCUCGCACAGACCAGCCUAGAAUCCCAACCAGAAUCAUAUACAACCACUGCUCGGGUCCUCCUCUCUGGUCUAGGUGCGGACGAACUCUUUGGCGGCUACAUUCGGCAUGAAACAGCAUUCAACCGCCAAGGGUACGUCGGCCUCAUUGAAGAGCUCAAGCUCGACGUAAGCCGUCUUGGGAAGAGAAACCUCGGACGCGAUGACAGAGCCAUGGCCACUUGGGAGCGAGAAGUGCGCUUCCCCUACCUCGACGAGGACUUUGUAAAAUGGGCCAUUGAGCUACCAGUCGCAGAGAAAUGCGACUUUGCCAACAUCGACACCAGCGACAACCGGGGCGAGACACCUGAGCCGGGCAAGCGAGUGCUACGCUUCCUUGCCGAAGAACUAGGGAUGAGCGCCGUCGCGCGAGAGAAGAAGCGUGCUAUACAAUUUGGAGCUAGAACGGCCAAGAUGGAGAGUGGCAAGGUCAAGGGCACGACUCUCAUUUCGCCGUGA
Molecule: messenger RNA, 1650 nt
Organism: Pochonia chlamydosporia 170
Lineage: Eukaryota; Fungi; Ascomycota; Sordariomycetes; Hypocreales; Clavicipitaceae
Product: asparagine synthetase domain-containing protein 1
Exons: 4
Coding region: 1-1650 (549 amino acids)
Molecular function (GO): asparagine synthase (glutamine-hydrolyzing) activity
Source: RefSeq, a predicted model, not a curated record